UAGGAUAAUGUUAUCACUCUUAACCCAAACAAGUAAAAAUAUUAAAAACACAUUAUGCUCAUCGGCGCGUAAGCUGUAAUUUUAUAGGUAAUGCUGUAGUUAGGAAUAGGAAACACUUUUAUAUGUCGAUUUUUCUCAAUAACUCUUCACGUUGAGUUUGAAUUGAAAUCGAAGAAAGUUACCGCGUUCCUAUACUAUGUCAACGUCACUGGCUAAUCGGACAUGUGAAACUGCAGGCUGCAACGCUCAAGCCAACCUACAAUGCCCCACGUGCAUCAAGCUGGGCAUUUCAGGAUCAUACUUUUGUAACCAGCAAUGUUUCAAAACCAAUUGGUCAACCCAUAAAGUUCUUCACAACGUAGCACAGGGCAAAAACAAUUCAACAAAUGGUACUCCAGACGUUUAUAAUCCAUGGCCAGAUUAUGCAUUUACAGGUCCGUUGCGCCCCCAUAAAACAUCUGCACCGCGUACUGUUCCCGAUCAUAUACCGCGACCUGAUUAUGCCGAUCAUCCAGAAGGUAUACCCCUAAGUGAACAACAAGUUAAACUAGCAUCUCACAUCAAAGUGUUGAAUGACGAAGAACUAGAAGAAAUGAAAAUAGCUUGUAAGCUUGGCCGUGAAGUUUUGGAUGAAGUAGCAUUAAUGAUCGAUGUUGGCGUAGUAACCGAUGAAAUUGAUAGAAUAUGUCACGAAGCGUGUGUUGUAAGAGAAUGCUAUCCGUCGCCGCUGAACUAUUACAAGUAUCCAAAGUCAUGUUGCACAUCUGUUAACGAAGUUAUCUGUCAUGGUAUACCGGACAUGAGACCUCUAGCCGACGGAGACAUUUGCAAUGUCGACGUAACUGUAUGUCAUCGAGGAUAUCAUGGCGAUUUGAAUGAAACGUUCUUAAUAGGGAAUGUGUCUAAAACUGCUGAAAAAUUAGUCAAUGUAACAUGGGAAUGUUUACAGAAAGCCAUAAAUGCAGUUCAGCCCGGUGAAAAGUAUCGAGAACUCGGAAAUAUUAUACAAAAACACGCUCAAGCCAAUGGGUUUUCAGUAGUUAAAAGUUACUGCGGCCAUGGAAUACACCAAUUAUUCCACACUUCCCCCGGAGUCCCACAUUACGCUAAAAACAAAGCAGUAGGUGUGAUGAAACCAGGCCAUACAUUUACUAUUGAACCAAUGAUUUCACAAGGUAGUUGGCGAGACAAAUGUUGGCCAGAUAAUUGGACUGCAGUCACUGUAGACGGACAGUUGUCGGCGCAGUUCGAAGAAACUCUCCUGGUCACCGAUACCGGUGUAGAAGUAUUGACCAAACGACUGAGUAACAACGGACGUCCAUAUUUUUUGGACAAAACGUCUUAGUCUUAUAGAUACUGACAAUUGCCAAUAUCAACUCGACUGUAAAGAAAUCAGUAUAUUAUUUUAUAGAUAUGUUAUGGAAAAAGUUUUGCGCUCAAUACUAUUUUAUAUCUACACAAAUGUUUUUAUAACAUACUGUACAUGUACUUAAUCUGUUGUUGAAGCUUAUUUUGUUCAAUAUAAAUAAAAUUAAUUAA
Molecule: messenger RNA, 1539 nt
Organism: Adelges cooleyi (spruce gall adelgid)
Lineage: Eukaryota; Metazoa; Arthropoda; Insecta; Hemiptera; Adelgidae
Product: methionine aminopeptidase 1-like
Exons: 9
Coding region: 197-1345 (382 amino acids)
Biological process (GO): proteolysis
Molecular function (GO): metalloaminopeptidase activity
Source: RefSeq, a predicted model, not a curated record